Molecule: messenger RNA, 882 nt
Organism: Diatraea saccharalis (sugarcane borer)
Lineage: Eukaryota; Metazoa; Arthropoda; Insecta; Lepidoptera; Crambidae
Source: the annotation of a GenBank genome assembly
AUGUGUGUGCGUGUGUGCGUAGACACCGGCGCCGUGUUCGCGUGCGGCGACAACAAGAGCGGCCAGUGCGGCCUCGGCAACACCACGCCGCAGGUGCUCAAGCCGACCAGGAUCAGAUACAGCGGUGCACCGAUAGUGAAGGUCGGUUGUGGCGCAGAGUUCUCCAUGAUACUGGAUUGUAAUGGAUCACUGCACUCGUUCGGUCUGCCAGAAUACGGACAACUAGGUCACAACACGGACGGCAAGUAUUUCGUGACGUCGACGAAGCUCUCGUAUCACUUCGAGACUGUUCCCAAACACAUCGCGCUGUUCUUCGAGAAGUCGAAGGAGGGUCACGUGACCCCGGUGAAGGACGUCGUCAUCGUUGACUUCUCGUGUGGGAACAACCAUACGGUGGCGAUAGACAGCAAGAAGCGCGCGUACAGCUGGGGCUUCGGCGGGUUCGGGCGUCUCGGGCACGCGGAGCAGCGCGACGAGAGCGUGCCGCGACUGAUCAAGUACUUCGACAGCCAGGCGCGCGGCGUGCGCUCCGUGCACUGCGGCGCCACCUACAGUCUGGCGGUCAACGAACACCGUGCACUGUUUCUGUUUGGACAAACGAAGAGGACCGGAGAAGCCAACAUGUAUCCUAAACCUGUGCAGGAUUUGUCCGUGAUAGCGGCGGACGACACUCUCAUCGCGUGGGGAGUCUCGCCCACAUACGGAGAACUGGGCACCGGCGAGAUCACCAAGUCGUCGGCGCGGCCCAAGGAGGUGACCCGCAUGGAGGGCGUGCUCGUGACGCAGGUCGCCAUGGGGUACUCGCACACGCUGCUGCUCGCCGACGACACCGACCAGCCGACCAGGCAGAAGCUCGACACUAUGCCCACCUUCACGCCUUAG